AUGCCCAUGAGAUUUUAUGUACCUACUUAUUCAAAUCAAUACACGAAAUAUUUAGGUGCAUUUGUGGAUGAGACACUUAUUGUUGGCGAAGAGACUGAUCUCAAUCAAUGGGUGAAAUCUAAACCAACAAAAUCGAUUCUGUACGCAGCUUUUGGUAGUACUUCGCUGAUUCCUUAUAAUCGAAUGUUGAACUUAAUAAUUGGACUAACAAAUUUUCUCUUACAAACAAAUGAUACUUUUCUUUUGUUAGCACUUCGCAGUGUAAAUUUCAAUACGUAUCAAGCAGUCUUGAAAGAUUUACAUAGCGAUGAAUUGAAAAAUGUUUUGAAUGACAAGCACAGAGUGCGUAUUGAAGAAGGUUUUGUUCAACAGAAAUGGAUUCUACAACAAGAUUCUGUCAAUAUCUUUUUGAGUCAUUGUGGUAUGGGCUCUUUAUUAGAAUCACUUUAUUUUAGUAAACCGAUUGUAUGUAUGCCGUUCAAUAUGGAACAGUUUGCCAAUGCAAUUACUGUAGUAAAUCUGAACGUUGGUAAAUCAUUAUUUAUCCCACCUUCAGCUUGGCAAUCCUUCAUAGAUCCAUACAAUUUCGUUCAGUACACAUUUACAUCUGAUAGUGUUACAAAGAAUAUGAUGGCAUUAUGGAUGAACGAAACACAUGAAAAUGCUGUCAAACUCAUGUCAUUGGAAAUGAAAUAUGCUGGUGGUACUAAACGUGCCGUUCAAGAAAUUGAGUUUUUUGUCGAACUAAACGGUGAUCUUGAUCGUUUUGCAUCAUUUGAAAGUACUUUACUAUUCUAUCAACGAUACAUGCUUGAUCUUCUGUUCGUAUAUAUAAUGCUACCGGGAAUAAUAUUACUCUUUAUGAUUCGUCGAUGUUGUCGACGUUCAACAAAACAAAAACGCGAUUGA
Messenger RNA from Adineta steineri, 909 nucleotides. The record is from the annotation of a GenBank genome assembly. NCBI's taxonomy places the organism in Eukaryota, Metazoa, Rotifera, Eurotatoria, Adinetida, Adinetidae.